ACCCAGUGCUGAGCUCUCUGUGACACAGCUGGUCCUGCUCACUCUCCAAGAUGCUAUUUUGGCACAACCAGCCGGAGCACCUGUGGCCGAGCCCUGGGGAGCUGUACCCUGGGCCUCUAAGCAGCUUGCUCAGGGAGGCCUUGCCCUUACCCUACCUGAAGCAGGAAGAGCUGGCCAACAUCCCCCGAGCGGAGCAGCCCUGCCCCGCGUUCCAGUACGUGCUUUGCGCGGCCACCUCGCCGGCCGUGAAGCAGCAGGAGGAGACCCUCACCUACCUGAACCAGGGCCAGUCCUAUGAGGUACGGAUGCUCUGCAACCCCAAACUGGUCGAUGCCACCCAGGAGCCCCGGCUGCUGAAGAGCGUGGUGCGAGUGGUUUUCCACGACCGGCGCCUGCAGUACAGCGAGCAGCAGCAGCUGGACGGGUGUAGGUGGAACCGGCCUGGGGAUCGCAUCCUGGACAUAGAUGUCCCACUGUCCGUGGGGGUGCUGGAACCCCAAGUGCUGCCCUCACAACUGAACACCGUGGAGUUUUAUUGGGACCCAACCAAGAGGACCUCUCUCUUCCUGCAGGUUCACUGCAUCAGCACUGAGUUCACUCCUCGGAAAAAAGGUGGGGAGAAAGGCGUCCCCUUCCGCCUCCAGAUCGACACUUUCAAGCCCAGUGACAAGGAGCUUCCACUGGAGCACCUGCAUUCUGCUGGCUGCCUCGUCAAGGUGUUUAAGCCCAAAGGAGCUGACCGGAAACUGAAAACUGACCGGGAGAAGAUUGAGAAACAGCCCGUGCAUGAGAGAAACAAGUAUCAGACAGCCUGUGAGAGCACCGUCUUCAUGGAGUGUUCUCCGUGGCCAGAGCCCAUUUCAGGGGCCCACCCGCCUCCGAGCCCUUUUGCUCUGACCUCUCCCCACUCCUGCAAGCUCCUGUCCCCGGAGAGAUGGCAUUGGGCAUGUCCCUCCCGCAGGAUGAGCCUCCCUUCUCAGACUUGGGACCCCCAAGGGCAGGGAUGUUUCCCCUCCACCUUGUUGUCAGCCCCUGGGUCCAUGGUGUUACUUGGACCACUCUUUAUGCCUCAGGGUCUGAAUCCCGGAGCCUCCAUCCUAGAGACACAGCAGUGGUUGCAUCGGCACCGGUUCUCCAGCUACUGCCGGUUGCUGGCCAGUUUCACUGGCACUGAUCUGCUGAAGCUUACUUGCCAGGACCUUAUUCAGAUCUGUGGAGCUGCUGACGGGAUCCGCCUUUUCAAUACUCUCAAAGCCAGGCCGAUCCGACACCGGCUGACCUUGUAUGUUGCUCAGGAGACCUCUAGGCAAGACGACGAGGCUCCUAAGAACCCUGACUCAGGCUUUUAUCAGAUCUCUCUGGAUGAACUCAGUGCUGUAGAGCUCCUGGGGAAACUGGCUGAACUCCUGGCCCUCCCAGCCAAUCAGAUCCAUCGUCUUUUCCAUCAGGGCCCCAGGGGCAUCCUCAUUCUCCUCAGUGACCAGGUGGUUCAGAAUCUUAAGGAUGAAUCAUACUUUGUGGCUGUGGUGAAGAAAGGUAGGGGUUUCAGAGGGAGAGGUUGCGUGCCUGGCAGGCCCUAGAAAGGUUAAGAUUGUCUUAUAUUGUCUCUUAAAUGAGAUUGAAAGUUUCCUUGAAGGUGUGUCGUGGGUACUGUGCCCUGGCUAAGUGGUGAACAUCUGCUCUGUGCCAGCUUUGUGUCAAAAGGAAUCAUAUAGCUCAGAAAAGCUACUUGUUGCUCAGUAAAAAGUAACAAUAUUCUCAUGAGGGGAAAAUGCCCGAGUUUCAGGGAGUUAUUAGGAGGAGGGAAAGCCCAUGCUCUCCCCGCCACACUGCCUCAACCCCAUCAACAGUCAUACGGGUCACAAGGGCAGGUGCUUGCUGGACAUCACCUGGAGCAGAGCACUUCUGAUCAGCAGGCUGGUGGUUCUGGUUUUUCACUGUCUGCCCUCUCUCCCUCCUCUGUGCUCCUGUACCCAGGGAGGUCCUGAAGAGCUGGACUCAGGGGCCCUGGAAGAACACUUGAUGUGGCAGGUGUACCACAGGCUGCUUUGAUGUUUGGGAGCAGCACAAUAGGUUUGGGAUCUGUCUCAUCUCACUAGAGCCCCUUCUUUAACUGCUUUCAGUGCAGAAUCCAGAUGGCUACUACCUGGUUCUGACCUAGGCCCAGAGGUGCCCUGCUCAAGAGGCGGAGACUGGUGCCAGCCUGGUUCUUUGGGGUCCUAUGUUCACCAGAAGCCUUGUUAAAAUCCUCAGAUGCUUCACCAGGGUUCAGGUGAAGAGCUACACCAUCAUGUGUUCUACAAGCAGGCCCCAGGCUCAUGUUUCUUUCUGCUCAGCAGCAAGUUGCUGGAACUCGAGACAAGCUGAGCUGAGCUGGCCAAGCCUGUGAGGCCAACACCCUGGCAACAUGGAUAAGGAACUCUUGCCCCAAGCUGCUCAACUACAGCUAUUCUUGAACAGUGAGGUUACAGAGCUUUAUUUUUUAAUGUAGUUGAAUUAAAAUCUAAAUUUUGUGUUUCAUUUUUAGGUUUAUCAUCUACCUGAAACUUAAUUUUCUGUGUAUUUUUUUCCAUGUAGAAUACCAACUUUAUAUUAAAUUAGGUACUUUUUAGUAAGUGAUAUUAAACCAUGUUUUAUUCCAUUCCUUCCCGCCCUCCCCCAAUCCCCUUCCCUUAAAACUUUCUGA
Molecule: messenger RNA, 2686 nt
Organism: Capra hircus (goat)
Lineage: Eukaryota; Metazoa; Chordata; Mammalia; Artiodactyla; Bovidae
Product: transcription factor CP2-like protein 1
Exons: 13
Coding region: 51-1580 (509 amino acids)
Biological process (GO): regulation of transcription by RNA polymerase II
Cellular component (GO): nucleus
Molecular function (GO): RNA polymerase II cis-regulatory region sequence-specific DNA binding; DNA-binding transcription activator activity, RNA polymerase II-specific
Source: RefSeq, a predicted model, not a curated record